CAUGGGGUUUUAUUUAGCAGUAUCAAAAACAGAGAGUUUCUCUGGCCCAACAAGAACAGGAGAAUAUUGAGCUGUGCUGCCUCAGCUCGAAUCCUUGAUGAGGAGGAAAUUCCUGUUCCCACCACUGCACCGGGUUUGCCAGCCAGUUCAGGUGGCACACCUGCUACCAACAAUGCAGCCACUGGUGCUGUAGUGUCCAAUUCAGACCCCCACCAUCCACUUGUUUUCUUCAUGCAUGACAUACUUGGUGGAUCAAACCCCUCGGCUACAGCUGUGACAGGUGUGGUUGCCAACCCUGCAGUGAGUGGUCAAGUCCCCUUUGCUAAGCCUAAUGGUGCAAACAUCCCGGUAAGCAAUGGGAUUCCUCUCGACAACAACAACAAUGGCAUUGUUAACAAUAACAAUGUUCCCUUCCUUACUGGCCUCAGCGGAAACACUGCUAGUGUGGUGGUCCAAAACAAUGGCAAUAACAACAACUUUAUCAAUGGAGGAUUUGGAGUUCCAGUCCUGAAUGGAGGUCAGCUCUCUGCAGGAAGUACCCUUCAAAAGCUCAUGUUUGGAACAUUGACAGUGAUCGAUGAUGAACUAACUGAAGGAUAUGAGCUUGGAUCGGGCUUAGUUGGGAAAGCACAAGGGUUUUACGUUGCAAGUUCUGUAGAUGGGAGCAGCCAGACCAUGGCUUUCACAGCCAUGUUUGAAAGCAGUGGCUAUGCCGACAGCCUCAGCUUCUUGGGAGUCCAUAGAACUGCUGUCUCAGAAUCUCAGCUUGCAAUUAUGGGUGGAACUGGAAAGUAUGUGAAUGCCAAGGGAUAUGCAACUGUUAAGACGUUUCCAGCAAGCAACCAGCAUAAUACAGAUGGAGUUGAGACUCUCCUAGAGAUUUCUGUGUAUCUUGCAUAUUAGUUACCAGUGUGUUAUGAAUUGAAAGUUACUGUUCCUUGUGUGCCAGAAAAGUCUCUGUAUAAGAGAUUUCAAUUUCAGAUAUUUUUGUUUGUGAAAUUGUUAUAAUUUUAAUACAGAAGUUUCUCAUUAUAAGA
This is a messenger RNA of Mangifera indica (mango), 1037 nucleotides long. RefSeq names its product dirigent protein 10-like. The record is from RefSeq and is a predicted model, not a curated record. NCBI's taxonomy places the organism in Eukaryota, Viridiplantae, Streptophyta, Magnoliopsida, Sapindales, Anacardiaceae. The transcript is spliced from 2 exons. Bases 232 to 903 code for a protein of 223 amino acids.